Messenger RNA from Aspergillus wentii DTO 134E9, 930 nucleotides. RefSeq lists its product as uncharacterized. The transcript is spliced from 2 exons. Gene Ontology annotation, molecular function: protein binding. The record is from RefSeq and is a predicted model, not a curated record. NCBI's taxonomy places the organism in Eukaryota, Fungi, Ascomycota, Eurotiomycetes, Eurotiales, Aspergillaceae. The coding region runs from base 397 to 807 and encodes 136 amino acids.
UUAUCGAUUCUUCCGGAUCAGUUUCAUCCCGUUUUGUGUCUUUCCUACCUGGUCUGGUUACAUCAUGCUUGUCGAAUUCGCUCUGGAAGGGUUUCUUUAACCGUUUCCGUCAUCGAAGCUGUACAAUGUCGAUCACGGACUUCGUCCUCGUAUCCGGAUAGGCAACAAUCCUCUGGAAAUAAUAUCCCUUGAAAUGACUAUCUGACAUCUGGCUUCAUUCUACGAUGGUCAUGUUGGCUUGGAGCUUGUCUCAAAUGUCUCAGGCAACAAUUUUCUUGCUAUCCUUGGGAUACUGUCUUAAAUAAUUGCGGGUUUCUCGAGCCCUAGAUCUGAGGCUCAAGAAAUAUAUUCAUCUUUCUCGAUUCUUUCAUCCACAUCGUUGAUUCUUGAUUCAUGAUGGACCGCAGGCAUACUCUCAUGGGCUUGCCCACAGAACUGCAUAUUCAUAUCGCCUCGUAUCUCUCCUAUCCCGAUGCCCUAGCUCUCAAACACACUUGCCGGCAUUUCUUCUGCUUUGUCUACACAGGAGUUCAUCUCAAGGUCGACUGGCUGGUGGAACGUUUCGAACGAAAGUUGGAAUGUCCGAUGGAAAAGUGUUCUUUCCGAACUGACGAGUCGUUCUGCAACGAAAGGGUUCGAGGGAUCAUGGAACGAAGGCGACGACAUGCUGAGUGUCGACGAGUCGCUGGCGGCUGUUUGGUCGUCGAGGGAAGAACCUGUCAGAGGGAUAUGGUGCCGACUUGGUUGAAGAGACAGGGUCGGAUAGCACUGGCGAGGAACCUGGGAUAUGAAGGUUCGUUUGAGUGAGACAGUUUACUUUGCUGCUCUGACUGGCCUUCUGUUUUGCAGUCUUCAUUAUCGGGCUUAUUUUCCUCUCCAUUAGCUUGGUGUGGAGUCUUUCUACAAGGCUUCUGCUCAGCGAAAACCGAU